AUGCAAAAGGGAACAAUCGGUGUCGACUUCGCCAAGUCAACUUGUGCUAGGCUUGCCAAAUUCUCAUAUGGGCCUGCGAGCACCCCAUCCCAAGCCAACCCAUGUGGUAAUGUCCCAGUUAAAUGUUCUCGCUGUCCAAAAGGAUCAAGUGCAGUUUGGAGAUACAAUCAGGAUGCUCACUAUCGCGCUAAGCAUUCCCCUGCGCUCCCUCCUAUGGAGCUUGCGAUCACUAAUUUUGAAAUAGAAGGACUCAAGGUACUCUGGGACAAUCGCCAUACAGCAAACCGCAUGGAAGUGAGGCGUCGGAAGCAGCGUAAGCCGCAUUUUGUGAUAUCCGAAGCUCACAGCACCCGACUUGCUCUCCGGACUACCGAUCUAGAAGGGUCAAGUGCAGCGAGCUCUCAGAUGAAUUCCAAUGUUGAAGAUAGUCUACAACAAGCCCAUGAUACCAAUCCCUUGCCCCCUGAUCCCUUAGUCCCCCAUCCAAGCCCGGGCCCGCUGUUAUCUGCCAACGAGUCUAUCCAAACCAGCCUACCUGCUGUGCAUCAAAGUGGGCGUCCUAUGCGCUUGGUACAGCAGCUGGUGACUGCUCUCCACAGGUGCUGUGAUGUGGAAGUUACAGCGGAUGAAAUCACUAAUGGGUCUAAUGUCGUACGCUGUCCGAAGCCAGGAUGUGAGACAGUUUGGUUUCAUCGAGCUUGUCAAGGGCUUGGAUCAUAUAUUCCCCAGGGUGGAAUUGUGGAUCCCACGAUUUUGGUAGAGCCCCCAAACGUCCACGCAAAUAUUGAUUCACCCUUUUUGAUAUUACCCGACUAA
Cantharellus anzutake is the source of this 816-nucleotide messenger RNA. RefSeq lists its product as uncharacterized. Bases 1 to 816 code for a protein of 271 amino acids. NCBI's taxonomy places the organism in Eukaryota, Fungi, Basidiomycota, Agaricomycetes, Cantharellales, Hydnaceae. The transcript has 2 exons. The record is from RefSeq and is a predicted model, not a curated record.